UCAGACCGCCUAGGCCUCCGUAGCCCCGCCCACCAGGAAAGAGCUCUGUACAGUUCCGGCAUGAAGCCACCGCAGAGACGGCGGAAGGUCCCAGCACGCUACAUAGGUGAAGCUACCGGCCCCACAGCAUGGAGCCCUCGCGAGAUGCGGCAUCUACUGAGACUACUUCAGGCUCGGCGGGGUCAGCCGGAGCCAGACGCCGCGGAGCUGGCCCAGGAGCUGCGAAGCCGGAGCGAGGCCGAGAUCUGCCGCUUUAUCCAGCAUCUCAAAGGCCGGGUGGUUCGAGAGGCCAUUCAGAAGGUGAAGCCAGGUGGCAGAGAAGGUCCAAGGCAUCAAGAAACACAGCUCCCAGCCCCCAUAGAGGUAUGGAUGGAUCUUGCUGAGAAACUAACAGGCCCACUGGAGGAAGCCCUGACUGCAGCUUUCUCCCAGGUGCUCACCAUUGCUGCUGCAGAACCACCCAGCCUCCUGCACUCCAAGCCAGCCAAGCCCACAAAGGCCUGCGGAAAGGCACUGGUGUUCUUGAGCAACCAAGAUGAGCAGAAGGAUCCUGCCCCUGAAGGUUCUGGGCCUGUCCCUAUGACUGCUGCUGACCCCACUCGUGAGGCUUCUGUCCUUGGCCCUGAGGCCUCUGGCCUUGCCUCAGAGGUCACCAUCCCUGACUGUGAUGCCCCAGCCAAGUCCCUGGCUGGGUCCUCCACAGAGAGAGACUUUGCCGUGGACUUUGAGAAGAUCUACAAAUACCUCUCCUUCUCCUCCAGAGGUGGCCAUGGCCCUGAGCUCUCAGCAGCUGAGUCAGCUGUGGUCCUUAACCUGCUCAUGUCACUUCCAGAGGAACUGUCCCACCUGCCUUGCACAGCCCUGGUGGAACAUAUGACCAAAACAUAUGCUCAACUGAUGGCUCCCCAGACCUCUCUCUCUGGAGAGAAGAGGCCCAGGCCUGGGACUGAAGAUGGAGGGACCGACUCCACGGGGCCAGAAGAGCCUGACCAAAGUAAUCCUCAAACUUCUGAGACCAUAGAACCAAGGCUAGCCUGGAAAGCAGUUGGGAUCUGCCCACUGAACCCAUUCCUGGUGCCCCUGGACCUCUUGAGUCAGGUCCCCACCCCUGCGAGGUGAAGAGUACAGCAGAUGAGAUAUGCUGAUUUUUGCCCAGGACACCAGUCCAGCACCACUGGUAUUGGUGGUCAGUAACAUGAUUGUGGACUUCCUGACAGAGUGUCCAGCCAUAGGCCAAGCCUUCAGAUGCUGCAUACACCAGCAGCCUCAGAAAGUGAAGCACAGUUGUAAUGAAUGGGGAUGGAGAGAUGGGAGACUCUGCACAAAGGCAGACUUCCUGAAUUGGUAGAUUGGGGCAAGGGUCCCUAGCACACUGUACCUUGUUCUCUGCCAUAAUAGCACCACAUCAUCAUCCCUUUGUGUAUGGCACUGCGUUUAGAUCCCCCCAGCACACCCUCCCCCACCCCCCCCAUCAGCCGACCACUGUAGGGUUCUCUUUACCUUUUCCUGGUGUGCCCUGUAACCUUCAAUAAAGCUAUCAUUUAACUAGC
Mastomys coucha (southern multimammate mouse) is the source of this 1550-nucleotide messenger RNA. RefSeq names its product small nuclear RNA activating complex polypeptide 2 (gene Snapc2). Bases 61 to 1119 code for a protein of 352 amino acids. The record is from RefSeq and is a predicted model, not a curated record. The transcript has 5 exons. Gene Ontology annotation, cellular component: nuclear body. Gene Ontology annotation, molecular function: RNA polymerase II general transcription initiation factor activity. Lineage: Eukaryota; Metazoa; Chordata; Mammalia; Rodentia; Muridae. Gene Ontology annotation, biological process: snRNA transcription.